UAGUAAAAAACAAACCUUAAGAAAAUGCCCCCUUUCCUGAUGAAAGAGUGAGUAGCACCCAACUUCCAUUUCCAAUCAGAAUGCAGAGCGCAACACGCGCCGAGGCGGAGCGUCUCCUGGGGAUCGCGGAGAAGCUCCUCCAGAACCGCGAUCUGGUGGGGUCUCGAGAGUUCGCCUUCCUCGCCCAGGAAACCGAGCCUCUCCUCGAAGGCUCCGACCAGAUCCUGGCCAUAGUUGACGUCCUCCUCGCCGCCGACAAGCGCGUCAACAACCACCCCGACUGGUACGCCGUCCUCCAGGUGGACCGCCGCUCCGACGACCUGGACCUGAUCAAGAAACAGUACCGCCGCCUUGCCCUCCUCCUCCACCCCGACAAGUCCCGCUUCCACUUCGCCGACCACGCCUUCCAGCUCGUCGCCGAUGCGUGGGCCCUACUCUCCGACCCUAUUAAGAAAUCUGUUUAUGACAAGGAGCUCUCUUUCUUCUCCCGCGUCGAUUUGUCCGUCCCUGGAUGGGUCCAGCAGCAGGAGAAGCUCCCCGUCCGGAGGACUGGGCCUGGGCCCGGUCCCGGUCCCGGGCCCACUGCGGGCCGCAAUAGCGCUGCUUCGGCCCGCGAGGACAUCCACGCGGACGAGAAUUCGAGGAGGAGGAGGAGCUCUACUUUCUGGACCGCGUGUCCUUACUGUUACCGUUUGUAUGAGUACCCUAGGGUUUAUGAGGGUUGUUGCUUGCGGUGCCAGAAUUGUGAUAGAUCCUUUCACGGCGUAACGGUUCCGUCGCUGCCGCCGCUUGUUCCCGGUCAGGAUGCUUAUUAUUGCUGCUGGGGGUUCUUCCCCAUGGGGUUUGUUGUUGGCAGCUUCGGUUCUCCUCCGCAGCCGGAGGAAGAAGCUGCUCCUUCGGCGGCGGAGGCGCCACCGUCACCGCCUCCUCCGCCACAGCAACCGGCUUCUUCGCUGCCUAAUUGGAUGCCGGUGGCGGCGGAGAAUGGCGUGGGGAGUGUGACACCGGUGGCGGCGGCCACCAGGUUGACGAGGUCGGGGGCGGCGGUGCCGAACGGGGUAGGAUCGGGGAAUGGGACGGGGAAGAAGAAACGGGGGCGGCCGAGGAAGUAUCCAUUGCCGUCGUGAGAAGGAGGGGGUGUUUUGGAUUGUUGUUGUAGGUACUGUUGUGUUGUUUAAUUGUUGUUUUUGUAGAUAUGAUUAACUGGUUAUUUUGUAUGAUCUGUCUCUUGAAUGUGGGUAUCUUUUUGGCUCUGGUUUUUUUGCUAUGGGUUUUUGAUUUUAUGCCUUGUUGAUGAGUAGGGGAAGAGAAACAAUGUGGCCGGUUAUCUAUAGUUGAAAUUAUUAGAUUCACAGGGCCUUAAUGCCCUUAACUUUAUUUUAUGUGGUUUUCACAAAAAUAAAAAAUAAAAACUCUGGCUUCUCCUACAUACCGGAGAGUUAACACCUGUACUGUCAUCAACAUGGUUUUGAAUUGUGGUUGUGGAUUGCAUUGUGAUCCCUGUAAAUGAGACUGAUGGGAUCAUAAUUGUGGUUAUAUUGUACACUGGAAGAAAUGGAGAGGAUCUUGACCCCCUUGUUAAAACCUUGGUUGGACAUCAUGGAUUUGGUACUGCCAUUUUAUUUUCCUUAAUCUAGUCAUGAAAUUGUAAGUUAUGUUUGAAUUACCGUUUCUUUAUCA
Glycine soja is the source of this 1680-nucleotide messenger RNA. RefSeq lists its product as uncharacterized. The transcript has a single exon. The record is from RefSeq and is a predicted model, not a curated record. The coding region runs from base 81 to 1127 and encodes 348 amino acids. NCBI's taxonomy places the organism in Eukaryota, Viridiplantae, Streptophyta, Magnoliopsida, Fabales, Fabaceae.